Diorhabda carinulata is the source of this 940-nucleotide messenger RNA. RefSeq lists its product as uncharacterized. The transcript has 3 exons. NCBI's taxonomy places the organism in Eukaryota, Metazoa, Arthropoda, Insecta, Coleoptera, Chrysomelidae. The record is from RefSeq and is a predicted model, not a curated record. Gene Ontology annotation, molecular function: N-acetyltransferase activity. Bases 28 to 924 code for a protein of 298 amino acids.
AUGACAAAUUCAUGAACAAAUUUCGAGAUGAGUAGAAAAUUUAGGUUAGAAGAAGAAAGGGCGAAACAUCUUCAAGAUGAAAUCCAAGAAGAAGAAGAUAAACUGAAAGCUCAAAAAGAAAGAAUAUUCGGUCCUAUAGUAUGGAAACGACUACCAUCCGGUAUCAAAAUAAUGGAUCUCCAAUCAGUGAACUAUAUACAAGCCGUUAAUAUAAUUAUGGAGUUUUUCGUGAAAAAAAACGUUAUUUUUCGAAACACUACGAGAUUUUUGGAAGACGAAGAUUCUGUUACAUCGUUCAGAGAUAAAUUGUUAAUUUCUAUGAUGGAUAGGAGUUCUAUAAUAGCUACUAAAGAGGAAGAAGAUCCUGAUAUAGAUGAAGAAAUCGUUGGUAUACUUCUGCUUAAGGCUGUCAAAAAAUGCGAUUAUGGAAGAGUCUUCAGUAGAGUUGCUUUGAAUUCUGGUAAACCCUAUGCCAGUAUUAUCAAAUUUCUAAAUGGAAUUAAUCGUAAAAUUGAUAUUUUUGAAGAAUUUCAAUGCGACAGUUAUCUCAGAUUCUAUCUGAUGUGUAUAAAACCCGAAUACAGAGGAAAACUCUUGGGGUAUCAAUUAAUGUCUACAGCCCUGAAUGUUGCUCGCCAUUUGAAAAUAUCCGUCAUGAUGGGUAUAUUUGACAGUUGGAAAUUACAGGAAUACGCUAAGAAAUUGGGAAUGCAAAAAUUUUUCGAAAUAUUAUAUAAGAAGUACCACGACGACGAGGAGGAAUUGAUAUUUUGCGACUUGGGAGCAGGAAAUUACACGUGUGCCUUGAUGGCCGGAACGAUUCCAAGUUUUCCACAACCUGAAAAAUUAGUGUUCAAAGUGGAAUCGGUAACGAAGCCGCGAACUAGGGCCGAAAAAAGGGAAAAAUAUAAAAAAAACCGAUAAUAAAUCGUAUUAUCUA